Messenger RNA from Drosophila takahashii, 1860 nucleotides. RefSeq names its product Histone acetyltransferase Tip60 (gene Tip60). Gene Ontology annotation, cellular component: chromatin; MSL complex. The record is from RefSeq and is a predicted model, not a curated record. Gene Ontology annotation, biological process: positive regulation of transcription by RNA polymerase II; negative regulation of DNA-templated transcription. Gene Ontology annotation, molecular function: histone H4K16 acetyltransferase activity; transcription coregulator activity. NCBI's taxonomy places the organism in Eukaryota, Metazoa, Arthropoda, Insecta, Diptera, Drosophilidae.
ACACUGCACGGGUCAUCGAUAUUUUUAAACCGCUGAUGUCACUGAUGGGUAGAGCCUAUCGAUAGGUCGAUAGACGGGGCUGUUUAUUUUACGCAAAAAAAAAAAACAGGGAACAUAAACAAAUGAAAAUUAACCACAAAUAUGAGUUUGACGACGAUGUGGCCUCCAUUUGCGAGUCGACGGCCGCCCUCACCGAGGGAUGUCGUCUGCCCGUCAGGAUGCACAAAACUGACGACUGGCCGCUGGCGGAGAUUGUGAGCAUCAAGGAGCUGGACGGCCGGCGGCAGUUCUACGUGCACUAUGUGGACUUCAACAAGCGAUUGGAUGAGUGGGUCAACGAGGAGGAUCUGUACACGCGAAAGGUGCAAUUCCCGCGGAGGGAUGGCUCCCAGACGGGCACCAGCACCGGGGUGACCACCCCGCAGCGCCACCAUUCCCUCGCCGGCAGCGUCUCCCGCCCCACAUCCCCGCAACAUCCCGGUUCCGCCAGCUUGCCGGGCAUUCCCUCCACUCCGAGUGCUCCCACGGGCAGUGCUCCGCCUCCCGCUGCUCCUGCCACCCCGGUGCCUCCUCCCGGGACGCCCAGCAGCGGCGGGGAGCUGGUGAAUGGCAACAAUCUGGCAGCAGCCCUGCAGAAACGCAUCAAUCGCAAGCGAAAGGUGCAUGGUGGGUCGGCCCAUGGCCACCACAGCCUGCAGGCGCAGCAGCAGGCGCCGCCUCCCCAUCCGCCACAUCCCAGCACGCCACAGACGCCCACAGCCACGCCGGUGCAUGUAACAGGCGAUGGACUAAUCAGUGGAACGCCGGCCAAUGAGGAUGGCGAUGGAUCGCAGGAUGGGAAGACGCCGACGCCGCGGCAAUCGGGCAGCAUGGUGACGCACCAGGACGACGUGGUGACGCGCAUGAAGAACGUGGAGAUGAUCGAGCUGGGCAGGCAUCGCAUUAAGCCCUGGUACUUCUCGCCAUAUCCGCAGGAGCUGUGCCAAAUGUCGUGCAUCUACAUCUGCGAGUUCUGCCUGAAGUAUAGGAAGAGCAGGAAGUGCCUGGAGCGGCACCUGUCCAAGUGCAAUCUGCGGCAUCCGCCGGGUAAUGAGAUCUACCGGAAGCACACCAUCUCCUUCUUCGAGAUCGACGGGCGCAAGAACAAGGUGUAUGCGCAGAACCUGUGCCUGCUGGCCAAGCUCUUUCUGGACCACAAGACGCUCUACUACGACACAGAUCCGUUUCUGUUCUACGUUAUGACCGAGUUCGAUUCGCGCGGCUUCCACAUUGUGGGCUACUUCUCGAAGGAGAAGGAGAGCACCGAGGACUACAACGUGGCCUGCAUCCUCACCAUGCCGCCGUAUCAGCGCAAGGGCUACGGCAAGCUGCUCAUCGAGUUCAGCUACGAGCUGUCCAAGUUCGAGGGCAAGACGGGCUCGCCGGAGAAGCCGCUCUCGGAUUUGGGGCUGCUCUCGUAUCGCUCCUACUGGGCGCAGACCAUACUGGAGAUCUUCAUCAGCCAGAAUCCGAGCACGGACGGCGAGAAGCCCACGAUAACGAUUAACGACAUUUGCGAAUGCACGUCCAUCAAGAAGGAGGACGUCAUCUCCACGCUACAGAACCUGAACCUAAUCAACUACUACAAGGGCCAGUACAUCGUGUGCAUCAAUCGGGACACCAUCGAGCAGCACCGGCGGGCGAUGGACAAGCGCAAGAUUCGCAUCGACUCCAAGUGCCUCCACUGGACGCCCAAAGACUGGUCCAAGCGCUCCAAAUGAUUAACACCUCAUCGCUUGGACUCCUCAUUCGCAAUUCUCCGUUCUUAAUGUUAUCAAUUAUUUUAUAUUCUACAAAUAUAUAUACACUUUUGAGACGACA